Catharus ustulatus (Swainson's thrush) is the source of this 3158-nucleotide messenger RNA. RefSeq names its product protein TASOR 2. Lineage: Eukaryota; Metazoa; Chordata; Aves; Passeriformes; Turdidae. The record is from RefSeq and is a predicted model, not a curated record. Gene Ontology annotation, cellular component: nucleoplasm. Bases 33 to 3158 code for a protein of 1041 amino acids. The transcript has 21 exons. Gene Ontology annotation, biological process: negative regulation of gene expression, epigenetic.
GGCCUGAGGGACGACCCCGAGCGAGCCCGGCCAUGGGCGACAGACGGCGAGGGGAGAACGGCGAACCGGGCACGGGAUUUGGUGUUGAUUCAGAGGAACCCAGCUCCCUGCUGCAGAGGGCAGUGGCUCUGCUGCACAGCUCCUCCCUGGAGUGCCAAUCCCAGCAGGGAUUCCAGUACAGCAAAGCCAUCCUGGUGCAAAAUCAGCUGCUCCUCACUGAGUUUCAGGAUUUUGCCAAGGCCAAGGCAGCUGCUGGGUACAGGCAGGAGGAGCUGCAGGAAACUUUUGCAUUUCUGAUUUUUGCCAAGGAGGAGGAGGCCCAGCAGGUUUGUGAGCGGGGGCUCCGUGUCAGCUCCAGCUCCAGCUCCACCCUGGGGGACCCAGCCCAAGGUGUUUAUAUUUCCAAAUAUUCCGAUUUCCUGCAGCACCAGGGACAGGCAGCACACAUUGUCAUUUGUAAAGUCAUCAAGGGCAGGGUCAGAGCCAUCAGGAGCAGCUCCAGCUCCAGCAGAGCCCCCACGGCCGGGUUCGACUGCCACGAGGGGAACCAGCAGCUGUUCCUGUACGAGCUCAGCGGGGGCGGCGCGGCCGAGAGACCCCGGCAGGUCUGUCCCUACAUCCGGCUGGAGAGACGGAAAAGGGAGCAGCUGGGGGACAUGGAGACACUAGAGGAGCAGAAGAGCCAAGCCCGGUUCUGUCCGUGGCGGGGCCAUCUGUCCAUCCAGGGCCGUGUGCUGUGUCCCAUCGCGCUGCGCACGCGCUUCGGCUGCGGGAUCCCUGCGCAGCUCCCUCCCAACCUGGACAUCCAACACGUCAUGGGCCUGUCUGACCUGAGGAAGAAACUUCCAGAAGCCACAUUUGGGAAAAAAAAUUACACAGGGAACGAAGUUUGUUUCCAGGGUGUUUAUUGCAGUCUGUACGAGGUGGAAAUUUCCAGAAAGGAUCAAUCCAAAAUGGAUCAGCUGCUGGAAAAGCUCAGGGAGAAGGAUUUGGCCAUCAUCAAAUUCCUGCGGGACCGGGGGGUGCUGAUCCUGCUCACCUCCAGCGCCCUGGCGCGCGAGGACGGGCUGGAGCCCAAGGAGCCUGGGACCCUCCUGGCCCUGUUCCUGUUCAGCUCCCCCAGGGCCCUGAGCCCACAAGUGGAGCCCGAGCCCAGGGAUGGCAGGAGGGGCAGUGCCAGGGCUGGAAUCUCCCUGAAAAUCACCUCAGUGCUGCCCGGGCUGCGCUACGCCCUGAGGAGAGCAGCCAGCUCCUGCUGGGACAGCACAGACAUCCAGGAGCACCUGCAGGAAUAUUCCAGAAUUCAGGAGGACUCUCAGCCUGCCCAGAUCUCCCUCCCAGCUCAGGAGGAAGGAGAUGAAAAUCCCCAGAAAUUCCUGGAGCCCUCCCUGGCCCAGCUGCGGCGUUACCUGCGCGAGCCCGGCGCUUACACCCUGGGCUUGGCUGCAGCUCUGGGCUGUGUCAGGGCUGAUGGGAGAGCUCUGGGGAGCUGCUCUUCCUCCUCCUCUUCCUCUUCCUCCUCCUCAGGGGAGCCAGCCCCUGCUGCAGACACUGCCACCAAAAGUGUCACCUCCCCCAGCAAGCCGUGGGGAAGGGAGAGCAGGAGGAAAUCCAGCAGGAUCCUGGGCAGGGCACAGGCUCAGCCUGGGGAUGGGGACAGCAGGGCGUGGGUGACAGCCAGGAAAAAAAACCAAACUGCUGCUCCCAAAAAGGCAGCAGGCACAGGCAGCUCCAGUGAGGCUCUGCUCAAGUUGGCCAAUCUACAGCUGCCCCAUGGCAGGAAACGAGGUGCAGAGGUGCUGGCUGCAGAAAUCAUCCUCAAACCCCAGAGUGAAUCUGCUGAGAAGGAAAUUUCAGCUCCUGAUGCUCCUGGAGUGGAAGCAAAGAGACCAAAAAUUCAGGAAAACCCAGAAAAAAGGAAAAUUCCUGUGGCUGAGAGCAAGGCAGGGAAAACCAAAAUGCAGAAAAACCUGGAGAACAAAACAUCCAAAACUACAGAGGAGCAGCCAGGGAAUGAUCCUCUGGAUCCUCCCAGCUCAGCCUCACCCCAGAGCGUGGAGCCCCCAAGGGCUGCCCUGACACCCCCAGAUCCCCCCAGUUCUGGGGAUUCAUGUGAGCCCCAUGCCCUGAACCUGCUGGCUGAGCUGGCCCUGAGCUCCUGCAUCCCUGCCUUCAUCCCCCAGAACCCAGACCCCAAAUCCCAAUGGAAGGAGAAAUAUCAGUUCCACCUGGACAGCAGGUACACCAACAAUUCCCUGGAGAAGGCUGUGGUGCGUGCCCUGCACGGCCCCUGGGACCCUGCUCUCCCAGACGACGUGGAGGGGAUGAAGCUGAUCCUGCACACGUGGGUGGCUCUGUUCUACAGGCAGCCCAGCAAACUCCUCAGCAGCUCCAGGAAAGUGGUGGAGCACAUCAACCCCAAAAAAUUCGUCUCCAUCAACAGCUCCAGCGCUUUCCUGGAGCUCAAAAAUCCUGGAAAUGCCGAGCCUGGGGGAGCCACAGAGGAAAAUGAGCAACCCCAGGAGCCCCCUGAGCACCCCAGAAAAGAGGAGAGGAGGGAGGUGGAGGAGGAGAAGGAGGAGUUGGAGGAUGAGCUCUCCUUCCUGGGCGCUGUGGAUUUGGUGCUGUCCGAGAGCAGCGAUGCCGAGAUGGAAUGCGAGCAGAACCCGGGGAAUUCGGCGUCUCCAGAGCAGCUGGGGGCUCCUGAACAGGACCCCGUGCCCAGCCCCACCUCUGUGACAUCCCCCUGCCCCCACACAUCCUCCCCAGCUCUGUCCCACGAGGCCAGGCCUGACCCUGGAGGUUUCCCUGAGGAGACUUCACCAAAGCAGGACGAGCUCCCGGAUCCCUGGGAUGCUCCAACCACGCUGGAUUCUGACACCAACAGGGCAGGAGCAGCCAGUCCAACCCAGCUGGGGUCACCCCACAGUGACAGUGGGGAGCUGCUGUGUCCCCCUGAGCCCAGCCCUGUGCAGGGGGCACAGCCUGACAGCGUCACAGACAGCCCAGGACCUGCUGGAGACACAGAGAACGGCUCAGAGCAGAAAAUCCAGGAUCAACCAUUCCCAGUGGUCUGGCAGCUGUGGCAGUCCCAGGAGCUGUGGAAGCCCCAGGAAUUCUGGCAGUCCCAGGAGCUGUGGCAGUCCCAAGAGCUGUGA